AAGAAUUACUUCCAGGGCACAUCAACUCGUUUCCUCAUCACCCUAACCGACUCUCACUUCCCAGCCCCUCCACAGGCUGCCAACGCUCCCACCGCCGAGCCCACAGGGUGAACGUGUUUGUGCACAGCGACAGACUUCUUCUGUGAGGAUCCUAUAAAGCAAACAGAAACUGGACAAGAAUAGAUGAUAGAGAAACAGAAGGUCUGAAGAUGGAUGAGCCCUGUAGACCAUGCAGGAAAAGCCCUCACAUGCACAGCAGCAGCCACCACUCCCUUGCAUGUUUCUGGCUACCACACACCUAAUCAGUCCUGAUUAGAUGCACUGUGAGGGACGAGGAAGCCAGAAGGUUCCUUUGAGAAGUUCUGAUGACAGGACAGAAGAAAGCAAUGGGCUCCCUUAAAUAAAGUCUUCAUCAGGCUCUGGGAAGAAACAUGUGGCUCUGUUUAUGGCAGGGUAUACCACUGUUCUGCUCUCCAACUGAUCUUGCAGUGUCAUCUUGAUUUACCUCCUUCCUUUAGCACGCUUUACUUCACAGCUAUUACUUUAACACCGUCAGCUUCAUAUAGACGCACGCUCAAGCUCCUCUAUGGGCGGUUUACAUUAGUGGAGAUGGGCGAUAAACAGCUCAGGAGGGAUGGCGGGGAACCACCAGGACAUCAUUGUCCCGUCCAGCUACACAGACAUGGCAGAGCAUGAUUUUCUCACCCAGUCUUGUUUGAGGUCGCUUUGGAAACCAGGCUGACCACUUCCUAGGAUCUCUGGCCUUUGCAAAGAUGUUGAACCGAACCCUGGCAGUCCCUCCCUGGAUAGUGUACCGCCAUCACACACACCCCUACACCAAUGUCCAUGUUCCCUACAGCGAGUUCUUCAUGCUGGAGGCCUUGUCUGCCUACCACCGUGUGGUCAGCUUGGAGGACUUCAUGGAGAAGCUAGCCCCCAAAUACUGGCCUUCAGGGCAGAGGAAUGCCUACUGCUUUGAGACGGCGGCCCAUCGGAGUAAGGACAAGAAGUCCUGCCCCAUGAAGGAUGGGAACCCAUUUGGGCCAUUCUGGGACUAUGCCGGUGUGGACUUUGACAAGUCUGUCUUAUUUGGUGGGAUUUCCUUCAGUGCCUAUCACCAACCUCAGUGGAUGAAGAAGUUUCCUCCCUCUGAGCACCCUGUCCUGGCCAUGCCUGGGGCUCCAGCUCAGUUUCCAGUGAUAGAAGAGCAUGUGGGCCUGCAGCGCUAUAUGGUUUGGUCAGACAAGAUGGUGAAGGAGGGCGAAGAGCACAUUGCCACCUUGCUGACCAGGCCAUACGUUGGCAUCCACCUGAGGAUUGGCAUUGACUGGCAAAAUGCCUGCAAACUGCUGAAGAAUGGCGAUGCAGGACCUCAUUUCAUGGCCUCCCCUCAGUGCGUCGGCUAUAACCGUCAAAAAGCCCUGCCCCUCACUAUGACCAUGUGUCUCCCUGACCUAAAUGAGAUCCGUAGGGCUGUCAAGCUGUGGGUAAAGAAGACCAACGCCCGCUCUGUCUACAUCGCCACAGACUCUGAAUCCCACAGUCAGGACAUUGAAAAGCUCUUCAAAGGCAAGGUGAAAGUGGUGAGUCUUCAGCCAGACUUUGCCCAAAUGGACUUGUACAUCUUAGGCCAGUCUGACCACUUCAUUGGCAACUGCGUUUCCUCCUUCUCUGCCUUUGUGAAGAGAGAGCGGGACGUCCGCAGCCUUCCCUCCUCCUUCUUUGGUAUGGACAAGCCGGGGAAAUCAAAUGCCAAAGAAGAGCUCUGAGUGUCAGGUGUUCGUACUCUGAACACUAAUUCUGAUUACAUGUCAUGAGGAGGCGAGAGAGUGUUUAAAUGUCACACAAUGGUUCACAAUGUGUCAAGUAAGAUUUUAAGUUAAGCAUACUUUCAGAAUGGUUUAUGUGUGUUAAAACAUGGAGAGUGCUGCUAUCAGGAAACACUAUUUAAAUAAACACUAUUAUGAUGCAAAUACAGUUUUUUAGGGAGUAAAAAAAACUGUUAUAUUAGCAGAUGUUUUUAACAGUGUUCAUCAGUCAGCCACACGUUCACUCUGAGCUGUUUGUGGUACACAGUGGAACCUACAUACAAUGAGGAGGCAUAAAUGUAUACUGUAAGGACCGUCUGAAAUACCAGUUUUUAGGCUCUGCAUCUAUGGGAUAAUCAACAGAAUGUUCAGGGUUUCAGCCGACAGGGAGAGGGUUGGCAGCUGAACAUGGCAUAAAGUUAUAAGCAGAACCCCCUCCCCAUUUUUACAUUCAGUCAGAAAAAAGUUAUUAGACAGCAAGCAUCAAGUGUUCUAAUGCCUUUGUUCCCUCUAAUGUUUGUGCAUCAGCCUGUUUUAGUUCCCCAUAUUGAAGCCAGUUUUCCUUUCCUGAGGAAAACACGCCACUUCCCUAACAUUUCCUUUAGGUACUGCCUUCAACAAACUGUAAAAGAGUGAAUGCACACUCAGCAGUGACGCUCUGCUGCUCUUUCCUUUCCUUCCUCUCUGCCCUCCAUAACAAGGAGAUCACAGUAACUGAGCCUGCUGUAUAUACCAGUUCGAGGGAGGGGAAGAGGAGACAUUACUUCUCAGUUUACCAGGACCAAAAUCUAUAUGUGAACGCCUGCACUGAAAGUUGUAAUUUUGUUGAUGUUUAAGGGAAUUUAGAUGUGCAUACAUGUGAGGAUGUCUGUUAAGUUGGUAAACACAGUGAUUUUGAA
This is a messenger RNA of Oreochromis niloticus (Nile tilapia), 2707 nucleotides long. It is a transcript of the gene pofut1, whose product is annotated as protein O-fucosyltransferase 1. Gene Ontology annotation, molecular function: peptide-O-fucosyltransferase activity. The transcript has 10 exons. Bases 774 to 1769 code for a protein of 331 amino acids. NCBI's taxonomy places the organism in Eukaryota, Metazoa, Chordata, Actinopteri, Cichliformes, Cichlidae. Gene Ontology annotation, cellular component: endoplasmic reticulum. The record is from RefSeq and is a predicted model, not a curated record. Gene Ontology annotation, biological process: Notch signaling pathway; protein O-linked glycosylation via fucose; regulation of Notch signaling pathway.